GAAUAUUUGGACCUCAACGACACUGCGGGAAGCUUGGACUUGGUUUUUUCCCUUUCGUCCCAGGACUUGGUUAUCGCGACACCUUUUGUCAGCUCCCUGUCCCCUUGGACAUUGUUGAAAUGUCUGGUUGGUUCCCAAUCGGGCGAGAUGAUUCAGGGGGGUGGCGUCUCGACAUCGUCGCGCUCCUCGCAGUGACUGGGGAGUCGUUCAUUGGCGAGCAUGCGCAGGCACUUACUUCGUCGAAGCUGUGCUUGCUACCGCGCAUCAUGCCGGCGCCGCACGCGCUCCUGCAGCCCCGGCGGCCGGCGAGUCUGCCCCGCGAGACGGCCAAGGUCUGCGGCGUGCACAGCGGCAUAGUUCUCGACACACUCAACUUCUUUGCAAACAUCAUUCACCCCAUCGACCAGGUUCGGCCUUUUGCAUUUAAAGUGCUGGAGAUCCGGCACAGUCACCUUCUCAGGCGUAAGAAGCAAAAGCAGCACAGCGCCCAGCUGGCCACUGUGGGCGGCUCUGGAAAGACCGCGGACGGACAGGCCAAAGCCACUGGGGUCACAUUUCCCGACCCGGAACCCGGAAAUGCGGUGCCGCAGGGGCUCCGUCGGCGGCCGACAAUGAAGGAGACGGUCGCUGAGUUCGCCUCCAACGCACCGACGGUGCUCAACGCACACGAGGCACUCAACGUGGAGUUAAUACCGCCCGACAAUCUGUCAGAUCCCUCGGACAAAGAUGAGCUUGCCCGCGUCGGCGCAGCCUUUUCUUCGCCGCUUCACCUACUCACCAUUGUCAGCUUCCUGAUAACCAUCGGCCUGGUUAUUGCCGGUGCGCUGUGGGAGGACGGCACUGCCCUGCUCGCCGUGGGCCUGGCUAGCAUCACUACUACAACGAUCAGCUUUGCGGCGCGGUGGAAACCAUAUAUCAAUGGGCGGCCCCCGUCCGCGGCCGGGCCCCCGGGCGACAUCAUGAUUAGGACCAAGGAGGGCGCGUUCCUGCUCAUCAAGUGCACCGAGGCGGUCGCCAGGGAGCUGUACUCAGGAGUAGACGAGUGCUAUUAUUUCGUGUCAGGCUUCAAGUACCGGCUCUUGAUGACGCUCAGCGCAGCCUUCCUGAUGCCGUCGGUCAUCCUGUUGGGGAACUGCAGCUUCAACAUGCAGGCCCUUGUCGGGGCUGCCUACUUGUCCCUGAACAUUGCCUACUGGAUGAUCGGCCUUCUUCCCCUCCGCGCCUCGUGGGAUCUAACCCGCUAUGACGUGAGAGAUAUCACACCGGAGGAUGCAAGAAAAGCGGACCAGGUCACAGACCCCGAAGACCUGAGAGAGGGCCUCCCGACUUACACGAGGACCCUGUGGUUCGCCAUCCGCGAGACGAAGGAGAUUGAAUGGGCUCAGCGUAGCGGGUCCUAUCCAGCCACUCCAGAGUGGGACGAGUGGGCGACGAGGGCUCUGGACAAGGCGAGGAAACAGAACCGUGUGUGGGAGGCAAUUAAAUGGAAGAAUGAGAUCAUGUUCAAUGGGACUAGGAGGGAUUAGCGACGAGGUUGCCGCAGCUCAUUACAUCGGCUAAUGUUCAAUACAGAUUACAAUAUAGCAGAACAGAGGGAGCUUACUGACGAUAUCCAACAGUACAAACAUACCGUGACCGUGCUGCUAUCAAUAAGGUAAGGUAUUUUAACUUGCGGGUCUUGACCAGAGUGCUGACGAC
Molecule: messenger RNA, 1698 nt
Organism: Parathielavia appendiculata
Lineage: Eukaryota; Fungi; Ascomycota; Sordariomycetes; Sordariales; Chaetomiaceae
Exons: 2
Coding region: 120-1526 (468 amino acids)
Source: RefSeq, a predicted model, not a curated record